GAGCAGUUUCAUAAAAAAGACAGUAGUAGUAGCUUGCCAGAUCGGCGAUUGCUGGAAUUCACCUGAGAUUUGUUGGAGACGGAAUCGGUGUUCCCCGUCAGCUUGCCAUUCGAUGGGAAGACUUGCGACGGAGGAGUUGUGUUUGGCGAAGAAUUCGCCAGAAUGCUUGUGCAGCAUAGCAUGCUUCAUGUUUAAUGAAGCAGAAAGACUCGUGGCAUUUGCUGGCCGCAACGCGGCAAAAAGUUGGGUGGCCCAGCUGAUUGCUGUUGAACCUGAGCAUUUGCAAAACUUGAAGUAUCCAUGUGAUCAUGUUGCUGGCACAGUUGUUUCAUGACACCGCAUUCGGCCGAGAUUUUUUUUGUGGCUUCAGUGCUCGGAGAGCUCCUUGCGUAGUUUCCACAGUUCCAGUGACUCGUUCGAACCAAAGAGUUCCGAUGACGCAGAAAUUGGCGAGCUCUGCGAGCUCGAGCUGGCUAACGAACAGUUUGAUUUGUAUGGCUUUGUACGGCUUCUGGGGUUUCCUUUCCAAACUGGCCCUGGUGAAGGGUUUGUCGGCCUCCCAAGAGGCGACCAUCGAGAAGGUGGGAUUCUUCAUGCUGAUGCCGCUGGUCAUGAAACCAUCUUCCAAUGAUAGCGGCAGCAGCAGCAGCAUCUCUUCACGACCCAAAAUGGCUAUCCUGGCGGCCCUGAUGAGUGGAGCCAGUGCUGCCGUGGCAUCCCUGUUUUAUUCCCGGGCCAUGGCCGAAGGUGAUGCUGGAGCUGUCUCGGCCUUGACGGCCAGCUAUCCUCCUGUGACGCUGAUGCUGGGGAUGGCUUUUGGGGGAGAGACACUGACGAAGAACAAACUGCUGGGCUCCAUCCUCACAGUGCUGGGGGCACUUUUCUUCGCGCGGAAGUGAGGGCGAUGAUCAGAUGUUGUGUCACCAUGGUGGGGCAAUUACUGUACCCAUCGUGCAAUACGUUGGAACUCGAUUGGAGAAAUGAG
This is a messenger RNA of Cladocopium goreaui, 985 nucleotides long. NCBI's taxonomy places the organism in Eukaryota, Dinophyceae, Suessiales, Symbiodiniaceae. The record is from the annotation of a GenBank genome assembly.